Molecule: messenger RNA, 3569 nt
Organism: Pristis pectinata (smalltooth sawfish)
Lineage: Eukaryota; Metazoa; Chordata; Chondrichthyes; Rhinopristiformes; Pristidae
Product: large neutral amino acids transporter small subunit 2-like
Exons: 12
Coding region: 594-2183 (529 amino acids)
Biological process (GO): amino acid transmembrane transport; neutral amino acid transport
Cellular component (GO): membrane
Molecular function (GO): L-amino acid transmembrane transporter activity; neutral L-amino acid transmembrane transporter activity
Source: RefSeq, a predicted model, not a curated record
CUCUCUCUCUCUCUCUUCCCCCCCACCAACUCUAAUUCCAAACCCCUCACCGAUAAGAAGAUCAGGUUUCGCAGAAAAAGGUGGGAGGAGCUAAAAGUGAUGUAAAUAUAAAAGGACAAGGUGGGGAGGAGAGAGGGACAGAAAAACACAGAGAUUGGGACACUCAGAGAACAGCAAACCCAGGCUGCGUAAACACACGCUCUAGCUGCUCCCGGCACAAGGACACUCGACAGGAGACAGCAGCCGGCCAGAUCUCUGCUUUGCCAGUCUGUCCUUUACUAGCACCGGGUUCGGGAGUAGGUGGUUGGUGCGGUGGAGGGAGAGAGAGAGAGAGAGAGAGAGAGAGGAAACUUGUUAAAUCAUUUUAACACACGCACCCCAACCAACCCCCCCCAUGUUUCCUCUUUGAUGUCUGCCCCCCCUCUCGCCGCCCCCUUCCCCACCUGUCGCCUGCCUCUGAUCCCUGCCCUUCGAUCCGGGGAAGGGGCGAAGAGCAUCUGAGACCGCGAGUGGUUCCUCGAGGCUCCCUCGGAGUUGGUCCUCCCCUUGCCUACCUCAACACCGGUGACUGGACGGAUACCCCGGCGGGCAAGAUGGCCGAGGGGAGCCGACUGCGAAACGCGCCCUCCACCAGCAAGGGCUCCCAGGGCAGCUUGGCGGGCAGCGGGAAGAAAGAGGAAGCCGGCGUCGCGUUGAAGAAGGAGAUCGGACUGGUCAGCGCCUGCGGGAUCAUUGUCGGGAACAUCAUCGGCUCGGGGAUCUUUGUCUCCCCGAAGGGUGUGAUGGAGAAUGCCGGCUCGGUGGGUCUGGCUAUGGUCGUCUGGAUCAUCACCGGCUUCAUCACUGCCAUCGGCGCCCUGUGCUACGCUGAGCUCGGUGUCACCAUCCCCAAGUCCGGCGGCGACUACUCCUACGUCAAAGAUAUCUUCGGUGGACUGGCAGGCUUCCUGCGCCUCUGGAUCGCCGUGCUGGUCAUCUACCCGACCAACCAGGCCGUCAUCGCCCUGACCUUCUCCAACUACGUGCUGCACCCGCUCUUCCCCACCUGCCUCGCUCCCGAGCUGGGCCUCCGCCUACUGGCGGCCGUCUGUCUCCUGCUGCUGACCUGGGUGAACUGCUCCAGUGUUCGGUGGGCUACUCGUGUCCAGGACAUCUUCACCGCCGGCAAGUUGUUGGCCCUCGGACUCAUCAUCAUCAUGGGCUUCGUGCAGGUGUGCCGAGGUCACUAUUACUGGCUGGAACCCAAGAAUGCCUUCCAGAUGUGGCAGGUGCCCGAUAUCGGGCUGGUGGCGCUGGCCUUCCUGCAGGGAUCGUUCGCCUAUGGGGGCUGGAACUUCCUCAACUACGUGACCGAGGAGCUGGUCGAUCCGUACACGAACCUGCCUCGAGCGAUCUUCAUCUCCAUCCCGCUGGUGACCUUUGUCUACGUGUUUGCCAACAUCGCCUACGUGACGGCCAUGUCCCCGAUGGAGCUGCUGGCCAGCAACGCAGUGGCCGUGACCUUUGGAGAGAAGCUGCUGGGAGUGAUGGCCUGGAUCAUGCCGAUCUCUGUGGCCCUGUCCACCUUCGGGGGCGUGAACGGGUCUCUCUUCACUUCCUCCAGGUUGUUCUUUGCUGGAGCUCGUGAGGGUCACCUGCCGAGGUUGCUGGCUAUGAUUCACAUUAAGCGCUGCACUCCCAUACCAGCCCUGCUGUUCACUUGCGCCUCCACCCUGUUGAUGCUGGUGACCAGCGACAUCUACACGCUGAUCAACUAUGUGGGCUUCAUCAACUACCUGUUCUAUGGCGUCACCAUCGCCGGACAGAUCGUGCUGCGCUGGAGGGAGCCCGACAUGCCCCGGCCGAUCAAGGUGAGCCUGAUCUUCCCGGUGGUCUACCUGCUCUUCUGGGCCUUCCUCAUGGUCUUCAGCCUGUGGUCGGAACCGGUGGUGUGCGGCAUCGGACUGGCCAUCAUGCUGACCGGCGUUCCCGUCUACUUCCUGGGAAUCUACUGGAGGAACAAGCCGGAAUGCUUUGACAACGUGGUCGACAGCGUUACCUACUUUGGACAGAAGUUCUGUGUGGUGGUCUACCCUGAGGAGUCUCACUCUGCCGACACACAGGAGCUCUGCCACCUCUCCGAAGCCCAGGCCGACAACUUGAAGGGCGUCAACAGCACCGGUACCCCGGGGGCGCUGGCCUGAGUCCAGUCUCCGGGGCGGGACGAGGGAUGGGGUGGAGGGAGGGAGGGAGGGAGGGCCUCGAGUGGGACCCUCAACCUCUGUGCCUCACCCUCCUCUCCCCAACUGGCCGUCCUGCGGGGAGGGGGCAGGAGGUGGGGGGAAGUCAGGGGAUUGUAAAUCAGGUGGGUGGGUUGGAGGUCACAGAGCCCAGGGGGUGGGGAACAAGUUGCCCCCGCCACACCUGCCUGGUCACCAGAGUGUUGCUCCCCCCGCAGAUCCGCUGGGAGCGGUCAGCUUGUCAGUGUGCUCCCCCUCCCAGCCCACUGUCCGGUGUGGGGGGGCAGCACUCAAGGUGGGCACCUCUGUGGUCUGGCAUCCACUUACAGUGUGCCCCGGCCCCUCCCCCGACGGGCACCAUGUGCAGCACGUGGCCGUCCUCUCCUGGACACCAUUUGCAGUGUACCUGUGUCCCCCACCAGCCCUCGUUGGUAGGGGUUCUCAGUCCCCUCCUGGCCUCCAUUUGCAGUGUACCUCCGUCCCCACACCACCCAUGACUUGCAAGGUGUCUCUCCACUGUCCUGGCUGCCGUUUGCCAACCAUAUCAAUCCCAUAUUGGCUGCCAUUUGCAGUGUGUCUCUGUACCCUCCCAGCCACCAUUUGCAGUGUGUCUCUGGCCUGCACUGGCUGCCAUUUGCAAUGUGGCUCAGUCCCUGUGGCUGCCAUUUGCAGUGUGGCUCAGUCCCUGAGCAGUUGCCAUUUGCUGUGUGGUUCAGUCCCUCAACGGCUGCCAUUUGCAGGGUGCCUCAGUCCCUGAGUGGUUGCCAUUUGCAGUGUGUCUACCCCCACACUGGCUGCCAUUUGCAAUGUGUCUCUGUACCCUCCCAGCCACCAUUUGCAGUGUGUCUCUGGCCUGCACUGGCUGCCAUUUGCAGUGUGGCUCAGUCCCAUACAGGCUGCCAUUUGCAGUGUGUCUCCGUACCCUCCUGCCCACCAUUUUGCAAUGUGAUUGCCCCACACUGGCCGCCAUUUGCAGUGUGGCUCAGUCCCUGAACAGCUGCCAUUUGCGGUGUGUCGUCUCGACCCAGCUCCCCAUUGGAACAGCCCUGUCCGGUGGGGUGGGGUGGGUUGGGUGGGCUGAUCUGCCCCCAUUUCCUACGUCCCAACCACCCCCCAAUCCAGUCUCAGGCUCUCCUCUCCAGCGCUCUGAGGGAACCUUCCUUCCCCCAGGACCAACGCCUAGGCAUUUCACGCAGGGUGGGGGCAAACAACCAAAGGUGCUAAACUCGGCAAGAAUUGGCUGGCGCUGCAGAAAUUGACACGUAUUUAAACGUUGUAUCUGCCAUAAAGCAGUAUCUGUUUGUUUAUUGCUGUAGGAACAGUAAUCCUGAUUAAACUUUGAGAGUUUUA